Molecule: messenger RNA, 3339 nt
Organism: Pangasianodon hypophthalmus (striped catfish)
Lineage: Eukaryota; Metazoa; Chordata; Actinopteri; Siluriformes; Pangasiidae
Product: ankyrin repeat and SOCS box protein 2
Exons: 9
Coding region: 281-1951 (556 amino acids)
Biological process (GO): intracellular signal transduction
Molecular function (GO): protein binding
Source: RefSeq, a predicted model, not a curated record
AUGAACCAUGCUGGGGUUCGGCGUCCCGACUGCUGUCCCGCUCCGUCUCUCACAGGCGAGAACACCCGAGUCAUCAUUUUGUGUGUCACUGAAACCCUGAGAGAAAUAUUCCAUAAUCAUGUACGCAGGUCAGUGGAGCAGAGUGUUCAGAGGCGAACACAGAGACGACGCAGAUCACACACGACAUUUUUACAACGAAACUGCAGCUCAGGACCUCAGGUGGAGUCUGAACAGAAGGACAGAAAUCCCUCCAUCUUCUGGAUGACAUCUGCACAGGAUCAUGUGCACUAACGGCAUCGGGAAGCAGGAGUGUGUGACCUGGCGAACUCUUCACGGCCUCCGUCUCAUCUCCGUCAUGCCUGCUGAGGAUGAGGAUCAGCUGCUGUCGGCCGUGUGGAGCGGAGAUGUGAGGAAAGUGAGGAAUAUUCUGAUGAGUGAGAAAACGCCGAGGAAUCUUCUGAUGGCGGAUGCAGACGGCUGGACUGCGGUACACGAGGCGGCUUAUUACGGCCAAGCUGAGUGCCUGAAGCUGCUGCUCACAGUUGUCCCUGAGAUGAUUAACACUCGAACCUGUAAACACCAGACUCCUCUCAUUCUCGCUGUAUCCCGGGAACACUUACCCUGUGUGGAGUAUCUCUUGGAGAAAGGGGCGGAUCCCGGAAUUCCCACCAUAACCAAUGAGACGCCUCUGUAUGAAGCGUGUGCCACGCGUAACGCUCAGAUGGUGCGUCUCCUGGUGAGAAGCGGCGCAGAUGUCAAUCAGAAAUGUUUGGACGGAUGGACGGCUCUGCACGAGUCAGUGUCCCAGAACGACAUGGAGAUGUGUGAGGUUUUAGUGGAGCACGGAGCUGAGAUCAGCUCUCGCAACAUCUACGGAGUCACGCCGCUGUUCCUCGCUGCUCAGUGCGGACGCCUGGAGCCGCUCAGCUUCCUCAUCCGAAAGGGUGCUGAUGUCAACUGCGAGGCGAAAGACGGAGCCACAGCGUUGUACGAGGCCUGCAGGAACGAUCACUCAGACGUCAUGGAGUUUCUUCUGUCUCAGAGUGCUGAUGCUAACAGACCUGGAAAGGACGGACUUUUACCUCUUCACAUAGCAGCGAAACACGGGAACGACAGGAUCAUCUCCAAACUGAUCCCGAUCACGAGCAUGACUGAAGUCCAGCGCAGUGGCAUCAGCCCUGUGCAUCUCUCAGCCGAGAGCAACGAGGACCACGCCCUGGAGCUCCUGAUCCACGCUGGCUUUGACGUCAACUUCCUGCUGGCUCCGGAACGUUCCUGCAUGUAUGAAGACCGUCGCCUGUCACCUCUGUACUUUGCUGUAGAUAACAGGAACCUCGAGGCUGCCAGGAUGCUUCUGGACGCCGGCGCUGAUCCAAACCUGGACCCGUUCAACGUCCUGCUGCUGGCCGUGAGGCAGGGUGACGUACACAUGGCCACCUUACUCCUGGAGCAUGGAGCUAACGUUAACGCUUCCCUUCCUACACACCCCAGCACGUUCCCAGCCUGCGUGAUGCUCAGCGUGAGGAACAUCGCCAUGAUGAAAUGCCUGAUGGACCACGGCUGUGACGCAGAAGCGUGUUUUCAGUGUGAAUAUGGCGCUGAGGAACAUCCGACGUACACCAGGAGCGAGACGGAGACACGGCCAUGUUUGCAGUUCUGUGAGAUGAUCUCAGCUGGGUUGGUGUGUCACUGCACAGGACCCGUCAUUAACCUGCUCCUGGAUUACGUCACUCCUGUGAAACUCUGUUCCAGACUCAAUAAACUGCUGGAAAGUGAUGAUUCCUGGACACAAAUCAAAGACAAAUCAUUGCUUCCUCAGAGUCUAAUGCAGCUCUGCAGAGUGAGAAUCCGACAGUUAGUGGGAAUAAAAAGCCUGAAGUCUAUCAGGAACCUUCCAGGAAGAUUAAUCAGAUACCUCAACCACAAUGUGCAAUGUGAAGAUGUUCUUUAACCUCCUGUAUGCAUGCAUCAAGCCUCAUUAUGACCAUAUAUAUACAGUUCUGUGCAAAAGAAACGCUGUAGAGCAAAGACGCCUUCAAAAAUAAUGAAAUUAAAUGUUUCUACAUUAAAAAAAUACUAUAAAGAGCAGUAAACAGUAAUAAAUGAAACAAAGUCAAUAUUUGGUGUGACGAUCCUCCGCUUUAAAAAAAAAAUAAAACAGUAUUCUCAGGUGCAGUGUGUGCAGUUUUAUAAGGAAAUGAGCUGGAAGUGUUACUGAGCAUCUUGCAGAAGCAGCCACAGUUCUUCUGGAGACUUUGACUGUCGACUCGCUUCUUAUUUCUGCAGCGAAACCCAGCAGCCUUCAUUAUGUUUUUAUCUGAAAAGUGUCUCUUAUGGAAUCUGCUGCUUUCUUUACUGACAUACAAACAUUUCUCUGUAACGUUUCAUUUUGUGCUGGAAAACUAAUGUUUGGAAUCUAAAAUGUUUUUGUACUGAAUCAAUAAUGUAGAAGUCAGAAAAUAAACAUCUAUAACAAAAUUUGUACUAAAAAAGGGGGUGCCAAGACUUUUGCACAGUACUGUAUGUAUAUAAAACAUAUGCCAGGAAUAAUAAUGAUGAAGUGUAGUAAACUCCUCUGUCCUGAAGAUGUCUGAAAAGUUCCAGCUUUACCUCUGACUGUUACAAAGCACUGACACUGGAGACUCCUUCCAUAAAUGUUACAUAAACUUCAUAUGAUUUUUUUUUACACAUUUACAUGGAGUCUGUGAUGAUAACGUAUUAGAACGAGCGCAUUAAUAUAAACCUUCACUACUGUCAGAGCUGCUGUUAUAGAAAAUGAAUCAACGCCUUCUGACCAAUCAGAAUCCAGAAUUCAGCAGCACUGUGGUGUAAAUGUAUAUUAAUACAAAGUGUGUUGCAUGGUGAAGUGCUUUCUAAUACAAAAUCACCUCAUAGACUUUAGACAGUGUUACAGUGUGUGUGUGUGUGUGUGUGUGUGUGUGUGUGUGUGUGUGUGUGUGUGAUACAGUUUGAACCAGAUGAUGGUGCUAGAGUUAUAAUGUAGAAAUAGAUGAUGAUAUUAUCAUGUGUGUUUGUGUGCAUACACUGGCAUUAAUGUUAUAAAAUUAUUUAUUCCAUUAAUACUAUUAGAACAGAUGGACACAAAAAUAAUAUACUUAUCUUUUAAUUCUAUUACUUCUUAUACAGUAUGUCUGAUAUAGACAUACACUCAUUACAUGGCAUAUCUAUCAUGUAAUAUCAGGGAUUUCUAGUCCCACUUAUAGUGUGUGUGUGUGUGUGUGUGUGUGUUUUAGUCUACGGAUUUCUACAGAUUUCCAUUUCUUUAAAACAAACUCUGUUUAUUGUGUUAGUUUGUGUUCCUGUUUUAAUAAAAUUCAG